AUGUCAGCUCAGGACGGUGCUAUGGAAGCUGGUCUCAUAGACAACGAAGAGGUCCCCUCACAGUCAUCGAGUCCUUCAACAGCCGGUGAUGAAAGCGAUCUUUUGUCCGGUGUUUUGCCCGCAGAAUUUCCUGUUAAAAUUGAAGAUACCCGUGAACCGGUUACCCUAUCUUGGAAUGACAUUAACGUGUCGGUGACGAUGGGGAAGCGAACGCUCUGGGAGAAACUCACAUGCAGAGGAACUGAGGGGACAUACACAAAGCAGAUUUUGACGCAAGUGAGCGGAAAGGUGAAGCCUGGGACACUCGUGGCGAUCAUGGGAGCGAGCGGCGCCGGCAAGUCCACUUUGAUGAAUGUCUUGGCGCAUCGCAACAUAGCAAAUAUGAAGGUGUGCGGGACAGUCAAGGUCAACGGUCGAGCAGUUGGACUAGACAUCAACACCAUCUCGGCCUACGUCCAACAAGAAGACCUGUUCAUUGGCAAGUUGACGGUCAGAGAACAUCUGAUUUUCAAUGCCUUGCUUAGGAUGGAGAAGCAUUUCACCAAGAGACAGCGACUAGAAAGAGUUGAGCAGAUUUUGGAUGAGCUCGGCUUACGGCGAUGUGCAGACACAUUGAUUGGCGUACCAGGAAGAAUUCGCGGCAUCUCAGGCGGCGAGAAGAAGCGGCUCUCUUUCGCAUCUGAGGUACUGACAGACCCUGCGAUCCUGUUUGCGGAUGAGCCGACGUCCGGACUUGAUUCAUUCAUGGCGCAAAGCGUGGUGGCGACGCUUCAAAACCUCGCCGCUCAAGGGAGGACCGUGGUAUGCACUAUUCAUCAGCCGUCAUCAGAGGUUUACGCCAUGUUUGACAGUAUUCUGUUACUAGCGGAGGGUCGAGUAGCAUACCUUGGCCCUACGUAUAAUGCAAUCUCUUCGUUUGCCGACAUGGGUUACUCAUGUCCGCCUAACUUCAAUCCUGCUGAUUACUUUGUGCAUACGCUGGCUGUUGUUCCAGGCAAAGAAGAUGAGAGCCACCAUCGCAUCAAGGAAAUUUGUGACAUCUACGACGAAAAGAUUGCGGCGAAGGACGGACGUGACUCGAAGAUGAGCACUACGAGUACAGAUUCAUUCAGUGAAACAGAUGUCAUACUGAAAACACCGUACAAGGCGUCGUGGUGCAACCAGUUCAGUGCAGUGCUGUGGAGGAGCUGGCUCAGCACUACACGGGAUCAGACCGUGUUUAGGAUUAGGGUCCUCCAAAACAUCGCGGUGGGUCUAAUCGCUGGGCUAAUCUACUUCCAGACUGUGGUGGACACCACGGGCGUGCAGAACAUUGCAGGCGCUCUGUUCUUUCUCAUCACUUCUACUUCCUUCUCAAACCUGGCCGCUGUCACAUUUGUUUUCCCGAUCGAGCUACCUGUGUUUAUACGUGAGCACAAAAACGGCAUGUAUCGUACGGAUGUGUACUUUCUGUGCAAGAAUAUGGCAGAGCUUCCAGUGUUUUUAUUAUCGCCGCUGAUUCUUGUCACCAUACCCUAUUGGAUGAUAGGUCUCCGAAGCAAUGGCCUCCGCUACCUACUUACCUAUGGCAUUCUAGCGUUGACGACAAAUGUGGCAGUCUCAUACGGCUAUGUUGUAUCGACUCUGGUAAGCACAGUACAGGCUGCUGGUGCAAUCAGUACGCCUUUGAUGCUUCCGCUUCUCCUGCUUGGUGGGUUCUACCUCAAAAACACCACGGUCCCUGUGUACUUCUUAUGGCUUCAGUACUUGUCGUGGUUCCAAUACGGAUUCGAACUCUUAAACCUGAACCAGUGGACAAACUAUGGUAACAUUGAAAACUGUAGUGGUGGUACAACUAACAACUCUACUGAGGGAGGGGUCUGUAUAGCAGAUGGCAAAGCAGCUAUCGCAUUCCUAGGCCUAAAAGAGAACAACUUAAUGAAAGAUAUCUACGCUUUGAUUGGCUUACUUCUCGUGUUUCGUCUUCUUGCUUUCCUCUUUCUCCUGCGAAGGGCCUAUAAGAAGCAAUAAACUCUGGAUGCCACUGUUUUGCCCAUGGUCUGCUUUAUUGUCGGGAGAUAUUUGAGAAUUAUUUGAGAAUAAUGAAGUUUUUCACUAUACAACCAUUUCAAAAUAGUAAUUCUUACUGUUAAGCCCUAGCCAAAUGAAUCAGUACAAGUAAAAACUUGCCUGUUGUUUGGUUAGGGCCUAAUAGCCUUUUCUUAAUCAUGAAGUGUUUGCGAUUUAGACGUGUAGCCAAAGAGAAUAGUUCAUGAUUCAUAACUGAAACAAUUUGUGCUAUUUUGCCACUGUAUGUGACUUUAGUCAGGUGAAGAAGCCACACACAUACCCACCCAGAUGGCAAUGCACAAUUAUCAAACGUUUUAUGUACAAUGGGUGUGACACUCCUCCUUUUAACCCUUGGCAUUUACUGGCCAGGAUGGCAAUGUAUCUCGCUAGUUUAGUGCAAUCUGAUUAUAGGAACAAUAAAUUAACAUGAUCAAAUUAAAACAGCAGUAUAGAAUUAAUAAAUUGUAUUUGUUGUCA
This is a messenger RNA of Nematostella vectensis (starlet sea anemone), 2526 nucleotides long. RefSeq names its product protein white. The record is from RefSeq and is a predicted model, not a curated record. Gene Ontology annotation, molecular function: ATP binding; ATP hydrolysis activity; ABC-type transporter activity. Gene Ontology annotation, cellular component: plasma membrane. Lineage: Eukaryota; Metazoa; Cnidaria; Anthozoa; Actiniaria; Edwardsiidae. The transcript is spliced from 19 exons. Bases 1 to 2010 code for a protein of 669 amino acids.